GAGGAUCAUAUCUUAGCGACGCGGGAAGUCCAGACACCAGAACUGUCUGGAGACCUGAAAAGGAGGGUCGGGCCCCAGCGUUGGCAAUGGCGGAGAGGCCCGAGGACCUAAAUCUGCCCAACGCCGUCAUUACCAGGAUCAUCAAGGAGGCGCUCCCGGACGGUGUCAACAUCUCCAAGGAGGCCCGAAGCGCCAUCUCCCGCGCCGCCAGUGUCUUCGUUUUGUAUGCCACAUCCUGUGCCAAUAACUUCGCCAUGAAAGGAAAGCGCAAGACUCUUAAUGCCAGUGAUGUGCUGUCAGCCAUGGAAGAGAUGGAGUUCCAGCGGUUCAUAACACCAUUGAAAGAAGCUCUAGAAGCAUACAGGCGGGAGCAGAAAGGCAAGAAGGAAGCUUCAGAGCAAAAGAAGAAAGACAAAGACAAAAGAGAUUCUGAAGAGCAAGACAAAAGCAGAGAGGAAGAGGAUGAAGAUGAAGAAAGACUGGAUGAGGAAGAACAGAACGAAGAGGAGGAAAUAGACAACUGAGUGGAGAGAGUGGGCAGACUGUGGCAUGGUGGAAGGGACCCUGAGAUCCUGAGAUGUGCUUAUGUGAAGCCUCUUCCUGUGAGGCCGAGCCAUCCUCGUCACUGGUGCCUGAGAUCAAAAUAAAAACUGACCAGAAAGAACAAAACCAGCUCUUCCCAGACUGAGAGCGUCUGAGUGACAGAAACCGGUUUUGCUUCAUCAGUCUGCAGGUUGUGACUUUUUAGUAUAAGGGAUUCUGAUUGACUACAUAGUUUGGUAUUGCUUGUUUACUUAAAAAGUAUAUGGCUAGCUAGUUUUUGAUCCCAUUUCCCUGCCCCUCUGAAAAAGUAAUAACAUCCAUGUUGCCUGCUGUGUUCCAAGUCACAGAGGCACUAAAGGCUCAGGGGGGAAAGUGGGGCUUUGCUAAUGGUCACCCAGUGUAACUGUACAGUAAUUGACAAUAAGUACUAAUGCUCAGAAUGGUUGCUCUUUUGGAAAUGACUGAAAAGCUGUGAGCGAAUACAGAAAUCUCUUCACUUGA
Mastomys coucha (southern multimammate mouse) is the source of this 1044-nucleotide messenger RNA. RefSeq names its product DNA polymerase epsilon 3, accessory subunit (gene Pole3). The transcript is spliced from 4 exons. Gene Ontology annotation, molecular function: protein heterodimerization activity; chromatin DNA binding. The record is from RefSeq and is a predicted model, not a curated record. Gene Ontology annotation, cellular component: epsilon DNA polymerase complex; CHRAC. Gene Ontology annotation, biological process: DNA damage response; heterochromatin formation; leading strand elongation. NCBI's taxonomy places the organism in Eukaryota, Metazoa, Chordata, Mammalia, Rodentia, Muridae. Bases 87 to 524 code for a protein of 145 amino acids.